Molecule: messenger RNA, 741 nt
Organism: Phaethon lepturus (White-tailed tropicbird)
Lineage: Eukaryota; Metazoa; Chordata; Aves; Phaethontiformes; Phaethontidae
Gene: TMEM86A
Product: transmembrane protein 86A
Exons: 3
Coding region: 1-741 (246 amino acids)
Cellular component (GO): membrane
Source: RefSeq, a predicted model, not a curated record
AUGGUUAAUCCGGUGAUUAGGUUGAAUGUUGAUGUGACUGCAAAUCGGGUGAAGAGUGAAGGCCCCAAACUGGUGCCCUUCUUUAAAGCUACUUGCGUCUAUUUUGUCCUCUGGCUGCCAACUUCCAGCCCUUCCUGGUUCAGUGCCCUCAUCAAAUGCCUGCCCAUCUUCUGCCUGUGGGUUUUCCUUCUGGCUCACGGAAUUAACUUCUUAGUGUCACACCGGAGCGCCAGCCACAUCUUAGCGGGACUCAUAUUCUCGGCAGUGGGAGACGCCUUUCUUAUCUGGCAGGAGCAGGGCUACUUCAUUCAUGGUCUGCUGAUGUUUGCCAUCACACACAUCCUCUACUCUUCAGCCUUUGGCAUGAAGCCUUUGGACCUCAAAGCCGGCUUGUUGAUGGGCCUUGUUUGCAGUUCCUGUUAUGCCUUCCUGUACUCCUACCUCACAGGCCCAUUCACCUACCUGGUAGCUGUCUACAUUGCCUUGAUUGGCUUCAUGGGCUGGCGAGCGGUGGCCGGCAUGCAGCUGUGCAACGACCUCUGGACAUGGACCAAGCUCUCGGCCUGCAUCGGCGCGAUGCUGUUUAUGGUGUCAGAUCUGACCAUUGCACUUAACAAGUUCUGCUUUCCUGUGCCCUACUCGCGCUUCAUCAUCAUGGCUACUUACUAUGCAGCCCAAAUGCUUAUUGCACUGUCAGCUGUAGAGAGCAGAGAUGAAGAGGACUUCAGAAAGCGAAGCUAG